AUGGAUCACCUCUGCUUUGUGCAACCGGUUGAGUCUGGCGAUAACGAUCAAGUUUCAAAAUUAUUGUUUUUUGAUUUUGAAACCAACCAAGAAACCAAAAUUCACGUUCCUAAUUUGGUUGUCCUUCAAGACGAAGAGGGAAAUGAAACUGUUUUCAAAGGCUCCAAUUGCUGCGAUGAAUUUUGUCGUUUUCUGUUUGAAGGAGAACUUGCAGAUGUAAUAGUGCUAGCUCAUAACUUUAGGGCUUUUGACGGGUACUUUAUCUUGCAGUAUCUCAAUAAAAACUGCAUCAUUCCAAAGGUGGUCAUGAAUGGCGCUAAAAUUCUAUCUAUGGAGAUUYUUGAGAGAAAUAUCAAGUUCUUGGACAGUCUUUCCUUCUUGCCAAUGAGGCUCGCGGCCUUACCCAAAACGUUUGGUUUAACGGAACUUCGCAAGGGCUUUUUUCCYCACAAAUUCAAUACGGAGGCCAAUCAGAACUACGUAGGAUGCCUUCCUGACGCCCAAGAGUACGAUCCAGAUAGCAUGUCAUCCAGCGAAAGAGAAACCUUUUUCACAUGGUAUGACGAGUUGAAAUCGCAAAAUUACGUUUUUGACAUGGAAAAAGAAAUCUUGGAGUAUUGCAGAUCUGACGUUGACAUUCUGAGGCGCGCCUGUUUGYAAUUCAGACGUCUGUUUCUUGAAAUCAACGACAUCGAUCCUUUCCUAAAGUGCAUCACUAUAGCGUCGGCUUGCAAUCUUGUAUUUAGAACUCACUUUCUUCAGGAAGAGUCUAUCGCUGUCAUUCCUCCCAUGGGUUAUCGCGGUCAAGACAGACACUCUGCGAUUGCAAUAAAAUGGUUGACUUGGUUGUCUGAAAAAGAAAAUCUGAACAUUCAACAUGCCAGGAACGGAGGCGAGCACCGCAUUGGUCGAUUUAAAGUGGAUGGGUACUUGAGAGGAUCAGAGCAAAAUACGAGUGUACGAGUGUAUGAGUUCAAUGGAUGUCUCGUACAUGGGUGUUCCUCUUGUUUUUCGCCGCAAACUCGUAGUCCUUUCAACAACUGUACGAUGCAAGAAUUACGRGAGAAAACCCUCUCGCGCAGACAAUUCCUUGAGCAACAUGCUACCGUCAUCGAAAAAUGGGAGUGCGAGUUGAAAAAAGAACUGAUAGAGGAUGAAGAAAUGCAGACCUUUUUUGACAAUAUCAACCUAUCAGAGCCCCUAGAGCCAAGAGACAGUCUCUAUGGUGGCCGUACGAAUGCCUAUCGUCUCUUUUACAAUGCAAAGGAAGGCGAACAGAUUAAGUAUUACGACUUUACAAGUUUGUAUCCGUAUGUGAACAAAUACGGCGAAUACCCCUUGCACCACCCUGAAAUCAUCACAGAGAAUUUUGGACCCAUUUCAGACUAUUUUGGUCUCAUUAAGUGCACCGUGCUUCCCCCCAGAGGUUUGUUUCAUCCCGUGCUGCCCUUGAAAUGCAACAACAAACUGAUGUUUCCUCUCUGCCGCACUUGUGCCGAAACCUUACAACAGGAACCUUGCCGCCAUAGCGACGAAGAACGCGCUAUAAACGGAACUUGGGUUUCCCUGGAGCUCCAAAAAGCGAUCGAAAAAGGCUAUCGGGUUGUUCAGAUUGACGAGGUGUGGCAUUUUUCUCAAAAAUCUGACGACCUCUUUUCCCUUUACAUCGAUCGCUUUUUGAAAAUCAAACAGGAAAGCUCGGGUUAUCCAAGCUGGUGCCGGACGGAGGAAGACAAACAAACAUAUAUUGACGAUUACCUCGAAAACGAAGGAAUCAAGUUAGACCCCGCAAAGAUCGUGAAAAAUCCUGGUUUGCGUGCCUUGGCAAAGCUGAUGCUUAACAGUUUUUGRGGAAAAUUUGCGCAGCGCACCAAUCAGACACAAAUCGAGCUGAUCAAAGACUUAGGGCGUUUCCUCGAGUUGCUCUGCGAUGAUUCCAUCGAAGUUCAGAACAUUCGAUUUAUCAAUGAUGAAGUCAUUGAAGCGCAUUACGUAUGUCAGGACGCCUUCACACCCUGCAAUGGAAAAACCAAUGUAGUCAUUGCCGCUUUUACAACAGCUCACGCGCGUCUUCACCUGUAUGACGUUUUAGAUCGUUUAGGAGAUCGCUGUUUUUACUGUGACACGGAUUCAGUAAUAUUUCUUUCUCGCGAAGGAGAAGAACAGGAAGAUCCUCCUUUGGGCGAUUACCUGGGUGAGCUUACCUCCGAGACGGGUGAACAAUUCAUUACAAGUUUUGUAUCAGGAGGACCGAAGAAUUACGCCUAUCAGCUGAGUGACGGUAGUACGCAUUGCAAAGUCCGGGGAAUUACAUUGAACUAUAGAAAUUCCCAGACCAUUAAUUUUGAUUUGAUGAAACAACUCGUUUGCCUAGAACCAGACAGAACCGUCACAGUCACUAAUCCGUGUAAAAUCGUUCGUGAUUUGAAAACGAAAAACAUUGUGUCUCGCCAGGAAUCCAAGGAUUACCGCGUGGUGUACAAUAAACGCGUGAUCAAGGAKGACUUUACUACCGAACCCUAUGGAUUUUGAUUAUUUUCUGUAUCGAAAACUUGUAAAUAGAAUCUCGUUAUUUGUUAAUAAUAAAGUCRAUUUGUAACUGA
Molecule: messenger RNA, 2603 nt
Organism: Exaiptasia diaphana
Lineage: Eukaryota; Metazoa; Cnidaria; Anthozoa; Actiniaria; Aiptasiidae
Exons: 5
Coding region: 1-2532 (843 amino acids)
Biological process (GO): DNA replication
Molecular function (GO): DNA-directed DNA polymerase activity; DNA binding; nucleotide binding
Source: RefSeq, a predicted model, not a curated record